GGUUUACCUGCUGUGUUUGUGCCCAGCAGUGGAUGGAAGAUGCCACGCUCCUUCCUGGUGAAGAGCAAGAAGGCUCACACCUAUCACCAGCACCGCUGCCUGCAUGAUGACCUGCCUGUCCUCACCUGGGAGCCAGUGACCUCUGCCUUCACUGCCAUAGGAGACAAGGCACCAGAGGACAUCAAGAUCCAGGAUCUAGAAUGUGUGGUUCCCAAACAAGAAAAGGACCUACCUGAACUGAAGGAAGAGAAUAUCCCUGUCCAGUACCUGAGCAGGAUGCUGCAAGGCCCUUCAGCUCAAGAGAUGGGCCUCCCAGGGCUGCAGAUCAAGGACUGUACCACCACAGCAAACACUCCUACCUUCUACAAACCUGGCUUUUCCUGGGAUCCCUACCAUCUGCCAUACAGCUACAGACAGACGUCCUCCACCAUGCAGUCAGCCCUCUUGGAGCACCCAGUUAGCCUGUAUGGAAGCCACCUGCUGCCAAGCACUGAACCCCCCCUGGACUACAGCAUGCACUACUCCUCAGACAUGGAGACCUACCACUGUGUGAAGUGCAACAAGGUGUUCUCCACCCCCCACGGGCUGGAGGUCCACGUCCGAAGGUCUCACAGCGGGAGCCGACCCUUCGCUUGUGACGUGUGUGGCAAAACCUUUGGCCAUGCUGUGAGCCUGGAGCAGCACACCAACAUUCACUCCCAGGAAAGAAGUUUUGAGUGCAAGAUGUGUGGGAAGACCUUCAAACGUUCCUCCACCCUCUCCACUCAUCUCCUGAUCCACUCAGACACACGGCCCUACCCCUGCCAGUACUGUGGCAAACGCUUCCACCAGAAGUCAGACAUGAAGAAGCACACCUACAUCCACACUGGGGAGAAGCCUCACAAAUGCCAGGUCUGUGGCAAGGCCUUCAGCCAGAGCUCCAACCUGAUCACUCACAGCCGCAAGCACACCGGCUUCAAGCCCUUCAGCUGCGAGCUCUGCGCCAAAGGCUUCCAGCGCAAGGUGGAUCUGCGGAGGCACAGAGAGACCCAGCACAGCCUCAAGUGAGGGAUGGCUCCAGGCCAUUGCUGGAGCCCCCCCUGCCAGUGCACGCUCCAGGGAAGGAGACCCUCCCCAGCACCUCCAUCCAGCAUGGUGCUGCCCACUUCAUGAAGCUCACACAGCCUCCUGGGGACGGUCGUUGGCUUUGGGGCUCCGGCACCCCAGGGCCUUGCACAUCCCAGCAGGUGACAAGGAAGCCUGUGGGAGCUCUCACUUCUCAACUGCAGCAGGUACCAGCCCAGCUCUGUCAUCUUCUGCUCAAGUGCAAAUCCAGAGGAACUCCUCCAAGGUCACUCUUUGGACUUACACCACAUGCAGAACCCAGGGUGGGAGGUGGGAACUCCUGGGCUAGGGGCAGCAACAAUCUGUGCCAGGCUGGUGCUGUAACCAUGUUCUGCUUUGAUGGCUGGGAAGAUGAGGCUGGGGCACACAGAUUAUGUUCAACCCAGACAGGCCUUCAUCAGAGACUUGCCCAGGUCAUAAAUUUGGGCAGCAAGCCCCUAAAGGAAUUUUCUUUCAGCAGAGCAUUUACUGUGCUCCAAUGACAACUUAACUGUGUUGUAUUUUUAGCCUGGAGUGGGAGGAAAAUACUGAAAACCCAGCUCCUAUCCCUAGCUGGUAACAAGGGUCUCUAAAUGCAUUCCUCACAUGCACCACGCUGCAAAGAUCUGGGGUGAGUGGCAACCAAGCAAGCUCCAGGAAGAGCCAUGCCUGGCACAACCAACCUUGCCCAUGUCUCAGUAGCAUGCUGCUCUGGGAAUCCAGGCUGCUGUGUCCCACAGUAUUUCACUGCAUAGGAAUUUGAAGCUGUCCUGGGCAAUCCUGGGUCACUGGGUGGUCAGGAAUGCCCCUUGGAUAUCAAUGUCAAGAAAGAGUUCUGCUUUCCAGCCACUCUCUUGAAGGAGGAAGUGGCCUGGAGACACUGGCAGAGCAUUCCAG
Messenger RNA from Dryobates pubescens (Downy woodpecker), 1980 nucleotides. It is a transcript of the gene GFI1B, whose product is annotated as growth factor independent 1B transcriptional repressor. Gene Ontology annotation, cellular component: nucleus. Bases 40 to 1047 code for a protein of 335 amino acids. Lineage: Eukaryota; Metazoa; Chordata; Aves; Piciformes; Picidae. Gene Ontology annotation, biological process: regulation of transcription by RNA polymerase II. The record is from RefSeq and is a predicted model, not a curated record. The transcript has 6 exons. Gene Ontology annotation, molecular function: DNA-binding transcription factor activity, RNA polymerase II-specific; RNA polymerase II cis-regulatory region sequence-specific DNA binding.